This is a messenger RNA of Phyllopteryx taeniolatus (common seadragon), 1400 nucleotides long. RefSeq names its product fibroblast growth factor 5 (gene fgf5). Gene Ontology annotation, biological process: regulation of cell migration; positive regulation of protein phosphorylation; animal organ morphogenesis. NCBI's taxonomy places the organism in Eukaryota, Metazoa, Chordata, Actinopteri, Syngnathiformes, Syngnathidae. The coding region runs from base 100 to 783 and encodes 227 amino acids. Gene Ontology annotation, molecular function: fibroblast growth factor receptor binding; growth factor activity. Gene Ontology annotation, cellular component: cytoplasm. The transcript is spliced from 3 exons. The record is from RefSeq and is a predicted model, not a curated record.
UAUAAAUAUCCUGUGGCGGCUCGGCAAGUGCGUGCAUACUAGCGUGCGUAUAGAAUUUCAAAUGGGAAUGUGAGUGGUUCGACUGGCGGGUGGUCGAGCAUGAACGUCCCGCUUUACCUGCUCACCGUCGUGCACUUGGUGGCCGCGGCGCGUCGCAACGGUGAGGCGGCGGCGGAGAAGCAGGAGGUCCGCUCAGGGCGCAGGACGUGCCGGCUCUACUGCAGGGUGGGCAUCGGCUUCCACCUCCAGAUCCACCCGGACGGCAGAGUCAACGGCAGCCAUGAGGCCAACCGGCUGAGUGUUCUGGAGCUGUUUGCCGUGUCCCAGGGCGUGAUCGGAAUCCGCGGAGUCUACAGUAACAGAUUUCUGGCCAUGAAUAAGAGAGGACGCCUCCAUACCACUGAGUCAUUUACGGAUGACUGCAAGUUCCGCGAGCGUUUCCAGGAGAACAGUUACAAUACGUACGCCUCCGUGCUCCAUUGGAGCCGCCGGACUGGUCGCCAGUGGUUCGUGGCCCUCAACAAGCGAGGCAAAGCCAAGAUGGGCUCCAGCCCGCGAGUCAAAGCUCAGCACAUCUCCACGCACUUCCUGCCCAGAGUCGGCUUCGGCACAGACGGCGGCAGCGAGCGUGGGUUCGCUGUCACGGACGGGAAAGGCGACGAGCGGCGGGAAACGCCACCCAAGCCGCCGCCCAAGCCGCCUCCCUCUCCAGAGAAACCAAAGGUCCGGGACGGGACGCGGCCCAGACAGGUCAAGUACUGGCCCAAGUAUCGCUUUGGAUAGAACACGCAGCUUCAGAAAAACUUCCGAGCAUUCCCGACAUGAUUAACCUUCGACUAAAGACUCGAAGGUUUCGGAAAAAGUUAUUUUGGGUUGACCAUUUUUGAUGACACUAGCUCUUAACGUUGAGUGUUCUGCUACAUUUUUUAUCUCUGAUUGUAAAAAUUAGGGAUGAGCGAGGACCGAAACAAUCAUACCAGGUACCAGGUAUCGGUAUCAGGCCGAUAAUGGUAUUAUUUCAAGGAAUUGGGUACUCGUGAAGUUCAUCCAGCAUUACUUAAGGCAAAAACAAAUCUGACAUCGAGUAAGUCCUCCUGGCCAGUACUCAGUGCUACACUGCGGCGGCUUGACACAUCUGCAAAUCAUUAUUUGCAUUAGAAAGAAAGAAAGAAAGAAAGAGAAAGAAAGAAAGCUCUUGUACACAAUUAUAUAUUAUGGUGUUAAUUGAAAUUUUAGUUAUCAAAAGUACUCGUGGUAUCGGUACUCUGUAUCGUUAUUGGUGAGUAGUCAAGAGUGAAUACUUGUACUGGUAUCGGUCUGAAAAAAGUAGUACUUUUUUUCUUGAAGACUUUAUUCUUGUAAUAUUACAAUGGUUUUUUUCCUUGAAUAUGUGACUACUC